AUGCUGCCACCCCAUGAUAGGAAAGCUUUGCAUCGCAAUGAUUCAGGCUCCAUCCGACUAUCUAGUUCUACGUCCAAUUCAUUAGAAUCGCAAAUUCUGGGGCCGCGAAGCAAUUUAGACGAAGUCGCUGCACCACCUCCAGUAUACAUAUCCGCAGAAAACCCAGAAAGACAGCAAGAGUUCCUCGAAACUCGCCGCUCUCAAGAUGAUCGUGAAUCCCUUCCGCUGCAUCAGGAAACUGAACCCGCACAACUGUACACACAAGAUGCUGGCGUUCCAGAUACACCAAAGCCGUCGAAAAAGCGAACGCUCUGGAAGAUUCUUCGAAAGACCUGCAUUAUUGGCUAUCUCAUAUUUUUCUCAAUUGCUGGCACUGUUCUACGACUAGCUAUUGAAUGUCUAACAUUCUACCCCGGCACACCCGUCAACACCAGUGUCCUCUGGGCCAAUGUAGGAGGGAGCUUCAUCAUGGGAUUUCUGAGCCAAGACCAAAGCCUCUUCCGCGUCGAUAUCUCACACACUGCACAAGCGGCAACGAACCACAAAAAGACCAUCCCUCUAUACAUUGGCCUGACAACUGGUUUCUGCGGUAGUCUCACCUCCUUCUCUACGUUCAUUCGUGAUGCCUUUCUUGCUCUGUCUAAUGACCUGGCUGUGUCCCUUGGAUCCUACUCUCAUACUUCGCUAUUUACCUCAGUUCCGGCCGGAGCUAAGGCUCCCAAUGGAGGAUUCAGUUUCAUGGCCAUAGUAGCGGUGCUGCUUACCGAGAUUGGGCUGUCGGUUUUCAGUCUCUUUCUAGGUGCUCACCUUGCCAUCGGUACAUCUGCUUGGAUGCCUACUCUCCCACAGCGCUGGGUGUACAAGUUCCUAGAUCCUCUUGUGUCCAUCCUAGCGAUCUUAUCUUGGGUAGCUGUGAUUUGUCUUGCAGCAUUAUUCUCACAGGGCAUAGGGGAAGUCUCACUCUGGAGUACGGAAAUGUGGGAAGGACCAACUAUAUUCGCACUUGUAUUUGCGCCACUUGGGACCUUGGUGCGGUUCUUCAUAUCCUUGAAGCUUAAUGGCCGCAUCGCGUCAUUUCCAUUAGGGACAUUCGUUGUUAAUAUGAGUGGUACCAUGAUACUAGGAAUGGCGUACUCGCUGCAACAUGCUUCAUUCAGUGGAGCAAGCUUUGCUGGAUGUCAGAUCUUGCAAGGAAUCAUGGACGGGUUCUGUGGGUGUCUGACAACUGUGAGUACGUGGGUUUUGGAACUGUCUGGCCUUCGCAAGAGACACGCAUAUUUUUACGCAGCUUUGAGCGUUGUGGUCGCACUAUGUGCACUUGUCAUAGAGAUUGGGAGCUUGAAGUGGACUCAAGGUCUUGAUACUCCCUUAUGUUUCAGGGAUAUAUAG
This is a messenger RNA of Penicillium longicatenatum, 1389 nucleotides long. Its product is annotated as FluC/FEX family fluoride channel. The record is from RefSeq and is a predicted model, not a curated record. The transcript has a single exon. Gene Ontology annotation, cellular component: membrane. Lineage: Eukaryota; Fungi; Ascomycota; Eurotiomycetes; Eurotiales; Aspergillaceae. Gene Ontology annotation, biological process: fluoride transmembrane transport. Bases 1 to 1389 code for a protein of 462 amino acids. Gene Ontology annotation, molecular function: fluoride transmembrane transporter activity.